UAUUUGCUUUUAAAGCUUCUCAGGAGAGUGUGAGAGCAAUCCUUAGCUUGUCCAUGCAAGGACAGGAAAGCAGCAAGAGCAGAAUAUUUUUCAAGUGGGCAGUGCAGGCAUAUUCCUUUGCUGUCGACUACAACUCUUCUUCUUCUCUGACCCAGAUCACAGUCAAGGUUUUCUUUUAAGAUAAGUCACCUGAAGUGCCAUGUCUUCUUCUGAGCCCCCCCAAGGCUGUGGCAACAUAUCCUCUGACUACUAUUUCCUCUGUAACACCAGUGUUUAUUGGGGGAUUAUUUUGGAAGCUCUGGCAGUAGCUGGUGUGUUUGUCACAAUCAUCCUCAUUCUGGUGCUUUUUUCCCUUAUCUGUAAAACCCAAGACAAUGCAAAACGUAGCCUGAUCCCAAUCCAGUUCCUCUUCCUGUUAGGCACUCUAGGAAUUUUUGGACUCACAUUUGCUUUUAUCAUCAGGCUCAAUGAGCAAACUGGCCCCACACGUUUCUUCCUUUUUGGGGUCCUCUUUGCCCUCUGCUUUUCCUGCCUUCUGGCUCAUGCCUUGGACCUCACCAGGUUGGUGAGAGGAAGACAGCCAUUUACAGGACUAGGGUUGCUGAUUAUGGUCCUUGGUUUGACUGUUGUACAAGUGAUUAUAGCCGUACAAUAUGUAGUAGUCAAUAUCAAAACCUUGAAGGCUCUACACGAUGACAUGGGUGAUGACGGACGAAGAGACUUUAUUUUAAUACUCAUCUAUGUACUUUUCCUGAUAUUUCUCCUCUUCAUAGUUUCCAUGUUUGUGUUUUGUGGCUCAUACAAGAGAUGGAAGAGGCAUGGUAUCCACUUAUUCUUCACAGCCCUUUUCUCUAUAGGCAUUUGGGUGGCAUGGAUUGCUAUCCUGAUGCAUGGUAUCAGUGAUUUAGGUAAACCAUCAGAAUGGAAUGAUCCUCUCCUUGCAGUUGCUCUGAUAACAAAUGGCUGGGUUUUCCUGAUUCUGUAUACAAUACCUGAACUCUGUGUCCUCACUGCUCCACGGAAGCCUGGAGAUUACCCUCUGGAGACUAAUACUUGCCAGCCAAAGGGCCUGAAAAAAACUUAUGGAAUAGAAAAUCAAGGUUAUGCUCAGGAAGACAAUAGACAAGAAGAAAAUUCUGACUCAUAUGUCCCUUAUUCAACUCAUUUUCAACUGAAGGACCUUGAGCCUCAACAUGAGUUCUCCAUUCCCCGCCCUAAACCACGGCCCAGUCCAUACGAAGAGUAUUCUGGAGGGAAAGGUAUCAAGCAAUAGCCUCUCAACGAAGAAGGAGAAGCAACGUUGAGUUGACUGAGGUGUUGGUAUAGCGGUGCUUCAGUUUUGCAAAAUCAGGGACACUGCUCACAUUGCCAUGGAUGAAGGAAGAUUGUUUUCGUUUUCUUCUGUAGGUCUUCUGGCUCAGCACAUGUAGCACUUUAUACCUCUGAAUUCAGUAAUGAACCUCUCCCCCCCCCCCGUGCCUUUACACAACUAUAACUACCCUCCAUCAAAUCUUUAUUAACUGGGCCUAAACCCCUGAUCCAUAUGUGAGGAUGGGAGACUUGAAAUGGGAUUCUUCCUCUGUGUUUACUGGUUCCCUGUGUAAUUUUGAUUCUCUCUUCGCCUGAGUUCCAAAUUGUUCUCUGUGUACGGGGAGCUUAGACCCUGUUUUAGAUUUCUCACCAUGAUGGAUUGGGGGGGCAGCAAAGUUGGAAUGGAAGGACCAUUCUUCCCAUCAAUCAGAACACAGCUGGAGGGGACCUUGGAGAUCUUCUAGUCCAACCCCCUGUUCAAGCAGGAGACAUUAUAUAAUGAUCACAUAUGGGCUGGUUACCUUGUGAAAAUGAUGAUGUCUCUAAGAUCUAUCAAUAUUUUUUUCUCUAUCUGUCUGAGCUCACUUUUCCUCAGCAAAGAGAUUUAUCCCAAUCAUAGGGGCUGCUGAACAUAAACACCGAGAGCUUUCUGACCAUUACUAGUCUCUGAAUUAACUGUAUUUGCUUAUUUAUUUUUCUAUCUAAAGCACUGAAAUUAGGAUGAUCAUCAUGAUGUUUAAAAUGCAAUUUCAUGACCAUCUAUUUUCACAAAGGGGGUCUGGUGAAGCAGUCAUAAGAGGGGAGUAGCUUUCGAUUUAAGUCUGAUUUACCAUUUUCCACAGUGUAUAAUAAUAGAAACUAUUCAUUUGCACCAUCAUUCUUAGCCUAUACUACCUGGGAUGAAGGGAGAUGACACAUCUGGGAAAUACUAGACUGGGGAAGUUUGCAACAAUGAUGUAGGUGAGCCUAGAUAGCAAGAACUUCUGAAAUGGUUGCAAUGGAAGCAAUUGACCCUGCGGUAUGUGAUUCUUGAGAAUAAGCCUUAUUAUAUAUAACCUUUGCCAAUAUCUGUUAAAAUGUGUAGCAGAUACUCUAAGAAGAACAGCAAAUGAUACGCGCCUUAAAAGUGGUUUAUUUUAGAGAGAAAUAGAAGGAAAAAUCCUUAGCUCAAGUCAGUGACACCAAAUCUCUUAUGUUGCUUGACUUUUAUAGGAGACAGGUGUUUACAUUUCCCCACUGAAAUCAAUGGGAAAACACAAGUAUAUGGUAUUCUGUAUUUUGUGGGAAAGCAGUCCAGGAUGGUUGCUUAUACGCUUUCGUCUGCCUUAUGUAAUAUUUAUUUAUAUAGUUCUUAUGUUACCUUGAAUAUACACAUGUAAUAAAUAUAUAAAUAUAUAUUAUAUGUGUUUGUACCUCCUCCUUUUGUAAUUCCUUUUCAUGUGGUAUAGUCUACCAAACAGAUGUGCUCUAUGCACCUAUGAUGUACAGAGAGUUCAUUAUAAGGCCAUUAGCAUAUUUUAGAACAUAUUAUUAAAGAUUAUCAUCCAUGGAGCAACUUUGCCUCACCUAAAUUUUACAGCUUGCCAAGAAAAAUAUCUGGGUGAUCUUGCUGAAAGCUUUGCUGAAUUUAAAAUAUUAUAUCCAUGGCCAUAGCAUUCCUCUAAUCCACUAGCUCAGUAUUUGUAAAAAGAAAUUGUAAAAAGAGAGAAAAAGAAGAAGGAUACAAAACUAGUUUGACAUGCUUUGCUUCUUCAGUGCCAUAGAAUCACUGGCCGAUGCACAUGCGUGCACCAGAAACUGGAAGAUCAUCUUCCCAGCACGUUCAUGCGCACCGGGAAGCUGCUCUUUAGGUUUCUGGCACACACGCUCGUGCUCCCAUUUUGGCUGAAAAGGUUCACCAACAUUGUCCUAUGAGAUAUGCAGUUUCUGGCUAUGGAAAAGUUGUCAGGCCUUAGUUUAAAAGGUGCAUUUCCUUUAAAGGCUGUAGGGAAAAAAAAAGGCAGAUCACUCUCAGGCAUUAAGUCCAAAGGUUUAUUUUAUCAAGUCGCUACCAGCUACAAAUAAAUAUCCUAUAAACUUGCUUAAGCUGCACUGAGAUUGCUUUUGAUUCAAUAAAAAUAAACUUGUAAAUGUGUGUACCCAAAGUGAUACCCUUUUGAACAUCAGAAGGCUUAUUUCUGAGUAAACGCAUUUAACCAGCUAAGCCAGAUGCCUGCAGUGAUAAUCUAUUGGCAAAUCAUGUUAUAAAAUACCCUUGUGAAUUGCUUUGAGAAUUGACAUAGCUAAUAAAACUGGUGAAAUAAAUAAAUAUUCAUGUUCA
Thamnophis sirtalis is the source of this 3631-nucleotide messenger RNA. RefSeq names its product retinoic acid-induced protein 3. Lineage: Eukaryota; Metazoa; Chordata; Lepidosauria; Squamata; Natricidae. Gene Ontology annotation, molecular function: G protein-coupled receptor activity; protein kinase activator activity. The record is from RefSeq and is a predicted model, not a curated record. Gene Ontology annotation, biological process: G protein-coupled receptor signaling pathway. Gene Ontology annotation, cellular component: plasma membrane; signaling receptor complex; intracellular membrane-bounded organelle.